UCUCACCAAACAAAGCACGGACAGGGCAUCUGCAUUCACCUUUUAGGCGCCGGUAGAGGGCCCCGGCCGGCGUGCAUCAAACCUAUCUUGCCAUCGGAGUAACCCAAAUCCAGCCAGCGUGUGCGAGCGAGCGAGGUAUCUCACUCCCCAUCGUCUUCAGGGCUAUCCUCUCCGUCCCUGCAACCCGGAGGAACCAAGCCUAGAUCUUGUCGUCUCGAUCCGGCAGUUCGUUAGUUAGUUGAUCCGGGUUUAGGUGACACCUCCUGCCUCCGUCUCCCACUGCAAGCACGGCCGUGCAAACCCCAUCACCGAUGCUGGGGCGCUUCUUCGGCCGCGCCGGCGCCGGCGCGGCGGAGGAGCCGGCGCCGAAGCCAUUCUCCUUCCCCGAGCCCCUCCCGACGUGGCCGCCAGGUGGCGGGUUCGCGCGGGGCAGGAUCUCCAUCGGGGGCGGGGAGCUGGAGCUCGCCGCGGCGACCGCCUUCGAGAAAAUCUGCGCCCUGUCGCCGUCGGCGCGGCUGCAGCAGGCCUGCGGCGUCACAUUCUACCGACCAACCGCCCUCCCGGACGGCUUCUCCGUGCUCGGCCACUACUGCCAGCCCAACAGCCGCCCGCUCCACGGCCACCUGCUCGUCGCCAGGGCCGGCGCCGACACGACGCGCUCGCCCCUCUGCGCGCCACGGGACUACGAGCUCGUCUGGGCCUUCCACGCCAGCGGCGCGAGCAGGGCUUGCUCCGGGUACGGCCGCAGCGACGCCUACUUCUGGCUCCCCGUGCCGCCGGAGGAGUACCGGGCGCUGGGGUUCCUCGUCACGACGGACGCCGCCAAGCCGGCGCUCGACGACGUCCGCUGCGUGCGCGCCGACCUCACAGACGACGAAUGCGAGCCGCACGGCGCGCUGCUGCGCCUGCAGCUCAAGCCGCAGCCGUCGUCGGCGUCGGCGUCGCCGGCCGGCGAGGCCGCCUUCGUCGUGCGCGGGCUCAGGCCGCUGCGCCGCGGGAUGCGGGAGAAGGGCAUCGGCGCGGGGACGUUCUGCUGCGCCGUGGACGGGCGCUCGCCCCCGCGCGAGCAGGGCGGGCUGGCGUGCCUCAAGAACGUCGACCUCGACCUGACGGCGAUGCCGACGCUGGAGCAGGUGCACGCCGUCAUCAAGCAUUACGGGCCCACGCUCUUCUUCCACCCCAAGGAGGUCUACCUGCCGUCGUCCGUCGCCUGGUACUUCAAGAACGGGGCGAAGCUGUUCCGGAAAGGCGGGGGCGCCGUCGGGGAGGAGAUCGACGCGGAGGGGUCCAACCUCCCCGGCGGCGGGUGGAACGACGGGGAGUACUGGAUGGACCUGCCGUGCGACGCCAAGAGGAGGCAGGAGGUCUGCCGCGGCGACAUCGAGAGCGCGGAGCUGUACGCGCACGUCAAGCCGGCCAUGGGCGGGGCGUGCACCGACGUCGCCAUGUGGGUCUUCUGCCCCUUCAACGGCCCCGCCAGGCUCAAGCUGGGCAUGGUCAGCAUGCCGCUCGGGACGACCGGCCAGCACGUCGGCGACUGGGAGCACUUCACGCUCCGCGUCAGCAACCUCACCGGCGAGCUCAUGGCCGUCUACUACUCCCAGCACAGCGGCGGCAGGUGGGUGGACGCGUCCGCGCUGGAGUACGCCGCGGGGAACAAACCGGCGGUGUACUCGUCCAGGAACGGGCACGCGAGUUACCCGUACGCCGGCGUUUACCUGCAGGGCUCGGCGGCGCUAGGAGUUGGCAUACUGAAUGACGCUGCCCGGAGCAAGCUGUACGUGGACUCCAGCGUCAAGUACCGCAUCGUGUCGGCGGAGUACCUCGGGGACGGCGUGGUCGUCGAACCGCAGUGGCUGCAGUUCAUGAGGGAAUGGGGGCCGACGGUGAUCUACAAGUCCAAGACGAGGAUGGAGGGGACGACCAAGCGUCUGCCUCUCCGGAUCAGGGGUUCAGCUGAGAACAUGGUGAGCAAGAUGCCAAACGAGCUGUCCAAGGAGGAAGGGCCGACCGGACCCAAGGAGAAGAAUAUGUGGGAGGGAGAUGAAAGAUGGUAGACAUUUAUGUGGCUUGAUUGUUGUGUUCGGUUGAGAUUGUUAAAAGAUGAAGAACCAUAUGAUUCUUGUUGCUUGUAGAACGAUUUGUGAGUGUUUGUAGCCUCCUCCCAUGGAAGUUUGUAACAUUUAUUGGUAAUGUUUUAUUGCAGCAUGUCAAUAGUAGAUUCUUAUAGUA
Lolium perenne is the source of this 2232-nucleotide messenger RNA. RefSeq lists its product as hypothetical. NCBI's taxonomy places the organism in Eukaryota, Viridiplantae, Streptophyta, Magnoliopsida, Poales, Poaceae. The record is from RefSeq and is a predicted model, not a curated record.